This is a messenger RNA of Triticum turgidum subsp. durum (durum wheat), 1194 nucleotides long. Lineage: Eukaryota; Viridiplantae; Streptophyta; Magnoliopsida; Poales; Poaceae. The record is from the annotation of a GenBank genome assembly.
AUGGCUGUUGCGGAGAUAUGUUCAAAUUCGCCGAAGAGGAAAAGUUGUUUCCUUGGAACAGAAAAUAGGACCCUUAAAUCAUAUCAUGUGUGCCAGCUGAUUACCAUUGUCUGCGUGUGGCGCCAUUUUUUGCUUUUGCUGCUAAUCAAAAUCAAGGAUGCCACUCCUGGCCAGCUGUUUGAUAAAAUGUCGACCCGCAGUUCCAAGAGGGCGCGAGGCGCCAGCGAUGGCGUCGACAGGCUCAGCAGCCUUCCCAACGAUCUGCUCCACCGCGUGAUGUCCUUCCUGCCGAUGCCGGAGGUCGUGCGCACAAGUCUGCUCUCGCCGAGGUGGCGCUAUCUCUGGGUCUCUACUCCAUACAUCCGCAUUGACCACCAGGACUUCAUGGAUGACAGCAAGCUCAAGAAUUUUGGGAACCGCCUGCUGCUCUUACGUGACGGUGCCACUUCCUUAGAUGAAGCCCGGAUCUCUGCCCACAAUGUUGUUGAUGGUACAACGUGUUGUGAGUGGAUCCGUCAUGCCAUCAUGCACAAAGUUCGUCUGCUUCAUGUUUCUGCAUAUGCCCGUUUGGAUAGCACAGCCAUGUUUCCUUCACAGCACCUCAAAAUAGUCAGGCUCAAAUCUAACUUGUUGAAACAUGGAUUCUUUAGGCAGCUGAACUGCGACUGCUCAGUGCUUGAACAUUUAGAGCUGGAGGGUUGCGGUUUGUCUGACGUAAACGAGAUCUCAUCGAGGUCCCUCAAGGUUCUACAUAUCAUUCGCUGCCAUAUCGUUAAGGGCCUCGUAAUUUGUGCUAGCAACCUUACCCAUCUCUCUAUCGUUGAACCAAGAUGUCGUUCUGGUGCUAUAGUAACUAGGGAUCUGCCUUCUCUAGUAACAGCUUCAGUUAGUCUGAGAUUCGACGAGUUUCAUUAUAAGGAAAACACAAUGCUGGGUCAUGGUCUACUUGAUGGCCUCUCACAUGCCACGACCUUGCAGUUGCAUGCACCAUUACCUGAGGAGGAAUGUAGAAAAUGUAAGGAAUUGGAAUCUGCUUUGCCAUCAUCAAGGGGAGCUCCGUCGUCAGGCGCAGGCAGCCACCCUUGCAUCGAGAGGAUCAAGAUCCACUGCCAGAAAGAAGAUCCAAGGGUCGGUGCGUUGGUGCAGGCAUUGUUACUGGUCAGUGAUGCGGAAAUUGGCAUCGAGCGUCGCUGA